This is a messenger RNA of Oryzias latipes (Japanese medaka), 1279 nucleotides long. RefSeq names its product IMP U3 small nucleolar ribonucleoprotein 3 (gene imp3). Gene Ontology annotation, molecular function: snoRNA binding; rRNA binding. NCBI's taxonomy places the organism in Eukaryota, Metazoa, Chordata, Actinopteri, Beloniformes, Adrianichthyidae. Gene Ontology annotation, biological process: ribosomal small subunit biogenesis; rRNA processing. The record is from RefSeq and is a predicted model, not a curated record. Gene Ontology annotation, cellular component: small-subunit processome; Mpp10 complex.
AGAAGAAAUAUCUCACGCAUUUCCGGUUUCCUUCUGUUGGCACGCGGAGAUCUAAGCGUGAUAUUCCUUAGGUCGUUAAAUCCAUCACGAUGGUUCGUAAACUUAAGUUCCACGAGGAGAAGCUCCUGAAGAAGGUGGACUUCAUCAACUGGGAGGUGGACAACAACCUGCACGAGGUGAAGGUUCUGCGGAGGUUCCGCAUCGAGAACAGAGAGGAUUACACCAAGUACAACAAGCUGAGUCGAAACAUCAGAGAUCUGGCGCAGAAAAUCCGAGACUUGGAUGAGAAGGAUGGUUUCCGAGCACAGAGCAGCCACCGGCUGCUGGAGAAGCUGUACAGCAUCGGCCUCAUCCCCACCAGACAGAACCUGUCCCUGACGGAGAAGGUCACGGCCUCGUCCUUCUGCAGGAGGAGGCUGCCCUGCAUCAUGCUGAGCCUCCGGAUGGCCCAGAACCUGAAGACGGCCAUCACCUUCGUCCAACAGGGACACGUGCGCGUCGGUCCAGACAUCGUCACAGACCCUGCUUUCCUGGUUACAAGGAACAUGGAGGAUUUCGUCACAUGGGUGGACUCCUCAAAGAUCAAGCAGCACGUCAUGAACUACAACGAUGAGAGGGAUGACUUUGACAUGACGGCGUGAGUGUGGACGACAGGAGGAAGGACUCUGGCGGUGAUCCGCUCUGAUCCUGCAGGAGCCCAUGUGCCUUCUCUCAGCGGGGUCACUCGUGCUUUUGGUGUUUCCUGUGAGCCCGCAGGUUUAUUUCUGCAGAAGUGGUUGUUCCUCUGAUGUUUUUUAGGGAGGAUUCACAAAUUCACGGCCUCUGAUGCCGUCAGAUCACUGUUUGGGCUCAGAAUCGGCCUAGCUUCAGAGGCCGCUCCAUCGGACUUCAUGAAGGCGGUUUGGUCCCUGACUCCGCCCACCGGCCCGUUCUGGAGUUGCUGCUCGUUUCUGCAGCAGCUUCAGCCGAAAGGAUGCAGAGGUUUCAACAGCAGCAGGACCGUCCUCCUGACCGUUUAUCAAAACAUCCGGGACCGAGUGUCGGGUCCAUUCAGAUCUUCAGCUCCAGUUCUCCACAUCACAGCUAUUUUAUUCCAUAGAUUCAAUAUUUAUGUGAAGUCUGUUCUUUAAUUAUCAGCAGAUCGGCUGGUAUUCAGCCCACAAAGUACAGCUUUUCUGUUUUCUUUGAACGUUUUUUAAUGUUAUUCCAGAUUUAUGAGCAUUUGUGUUUAUUAAAGUAAAUCUGUGUGAUGAAACCAGAAUAAACACAAUGAAAUCCA